Messenger RNA from Ficedula albicollis (Collared flycatcher), 2713 nucleotides. RefSeq names its product G protein subunit beta 1 like (gene GNB1L). Gene Ontology annotation, molecular function: protein binding. Bases 1292 to 2278 code for a protein of 328 amino acids. The record is from RefSeq and is a predicted model, not a curated record. NCBI's taxonomy places the organism in Eukaryota, Metazoa, Chordata, Aves, Passeriformes, Muscicapidae. The transcript has 8 exons.
CUCUGGCUCCAUAGGCAAAAAUGAUAGGAAAACUGAAAAGCCUGUUUUAUGAGGUACCUAGCUGGAAUUAAAGUAGGACAGCUUCCUGAAAAACUACAUGGCAGAGCUUUUAACUCCUAGACAGGUGACACAAGCAAAUGAUGGUUUAUUUGCUUUCCUUGAGCAAGUCUUGGUGUGGCUGGAGAGUAUCAGGGCCUGUGAAGUGGGAAGAGUACAUUUCUCUGCAGUGCUGUCAUUGUUCCCAUCAGCACUGCGCUUCCCAUCAUCCUGCUGAGGGUGGAUGAACACAGUAGCAGGGUACAAUUCCAAUCCCACAGCACUUUUGUUCCAACAAUACACACGGGGUUAUUUAACUGUCGCAUGAUUUAGUUCAGUUGUGACACCUAACCAGAAACUUCCAUUGGGAACCAUUUCAGGAGGCAACUUUUUUUUCUCUAAGGAAAAAAGGCUGUGUUGCACUGAAGAAUUGGGACUUUAUUCCCCAACAAUCCAAGUUCCCAGUGGCUCCUGGAGAAGACAAAUGACUUCAGAAAUGCGGUAACCCCGUGCACAGCAGAGCAUCUGAUAAAUGGAUGCUGUGCAAGCAGACGGGGCAAACCACGGCCCACCGCGCACCCCACCGAUCGGCCUCCCCAAGCAGCUGUGGGGAAUCGCCCGAGUCACACACGGACUGGCGGCAGCGGCAGCCCGGCACCAGCGUCCCGGCCCAGCCCUUCCCGGCUGGUUCAGAGCUCGCGUCUGGCUCCGCGGGGCAGUGACACGCUCAGGCUUCCGGUGAAGGCCGGGUCCUCCCGCUUACGGAGCGUGAGGAAGCGGGCAGGCGCCAAGCCCCUCGCAGGACCCUCGGAGCGGGGGUGCUCCGCCGCUGCUGCAGGCUGCCGUGACCGGGAGCACCUCACGGCGCCCCCCGAGCCGCACCGCGCUCGGUCCCAGCCCGCCGGGACCCAGCAGCCGCCGGCACCGACAGCGCGUGCGCGCCUCCCGCCGGCCCCGUGACGUCACGCGCGGGGCUCGGCGUUCCUCCGUGUCCGCCUGGUUCCGCGGGAUCGCCGAAUAAUCGCUAUCACGCACCCGCCCCGCCGGGCCGAAGGGUGCUCGCUUCUCCAUCUCCAGAGAAGGACAUGGAAUAACACUGGUCUCAGAGAUGUGUUGUAGUUUACACAGAAGCAGAAGGCUCCCAAGGAGAAAGUGCUUUAUGAAAUACUGGUGUAAUGAACGGACCCUGCAAACCCUGCCUCGUUUGAGCAGUCUCACUGAUAUCAUCUGGUAGUUUGGACAGCUCACUGUUCUGAUGGCUCUGCCACCUCCGGAUCCACAGUUUGUGCUCAGAGGUACCAGUGCUCCAGUCCACACUCUACAUUUUUCCUGUGGAGGCCCAGAACCUGAUAUCCCCCUUCUUUUCUCUGGGUCUGAGAAUGGGUUUAUCCAUGUCUGGAACCUGAAAACACACAGAGUGGACACAGCAUUGGAUGGCCAUGGAAGAAAAUCUGUCUACUGCGUGGAGACAAUGGGUGGUAAAGACAGGCUUCUCAGUCAGGGACGCGACCAGAGGAUCUGCUUGUGGGAUUUAGCAGAGGGACGGACUUCAGUGACGGAUUCUGUCUUCACGGAGCAUAUGGGAUUCUGCAGAUGCUCUCUGUUAAAGGUGGCACAGGGACGCUGGCUAAUGGCCAUGGCAGCCAGAAGCCUGGAGGAGGUUCAGAUUUUGGAGCUGCCAUCCAAGACGUCAGUCUGUACCUUGAAGCCAGAGGUGGGUGCCAAGCUGGGCAUGCCCAUGUGUCUGAAGUUAUGGCAGCUCAGCUGUGGUUCACAACCUGUGCUUCUGGCUGGCUAUGAAGAUGGAUCAGUUGUCCUCUGGAAUGUGUCAAUGGGAAAAGCAUUGAGCCAACUCAGUUGCCACCAGGAGCCAGUGAUGAGCCUUGACUUUGACUCAGAGAAGGCCAAGGGGAUCUCAGGCUCGUCUGAAAAGGUGCUUAGCAUCUGGUGCCUCAAUGAGCAACAGAACCUCCAGGUUUACAAAACACACGAACUCGUCAACGCUGGCAUAUCUGAUAUCACCAUCCGUCCAGACAAGAAGAUUUUGGCAACAGCAGGGUGGGAUCAUCGCAUCAGGAUCUUCAGCUGGAAAAAGCUGAAGCCCUUAGCAGUGCUGGACUAUCACACAGCAACCGUCCACUGCGUGUCCUUCUCAGAUCACAGCAGCCCCUGGGACAGACUGCUGGCAGCUGGCUCCAAAGAUCAGCGCAUCAGUGUCUGGUCCAUAUAUGCUCAGACAUGACACAUCCUGCACUUCAUGGACUAGGACAACAGGACUGCUGAAGCCAUUCCUGGCACUGGAAUUCAAAUGUGCAUGUGACGAAAUGGUAGAAUCUGUCUCCAGGCUGAAGUGAGAGUCCUAGGUUAAUUCUUAUGCUGCUUGUUUAAGCUAUAAGUUUUGUCUUCCGUAGAGGAAAGUGGAUUUUUUAAAUUCGUAACAAGCAGAACAAAGCCAGUCACAAACAAAGACCAAAGUUGCUUUGGGUUCUGCUACAGGUUUUGCAACACCUUUCCUUUGGCAGGUUGCUGACAUAACUUGUGCCAAUAUCUUCUGUAAAGAAGGACUGGAAUCCCUCAAACUGCAGUGGGGGCAGAAUAUGUCUGUUUGUAAGUCAUUUAUGUAUCCAAGAAUCUGAAUCAGUGUAAAACAUCACUCUUUCUUGAAAAUUUAUACCCA